Messenger RNA from Auanema sp. JU1783, 735 nucleotides. The record is from the annotation of a GenBank genome assembly. NCBI's taxonomy places the organism in Eukaryota, Metazoa, Nematoda, Chromadorea, Rhabditida, Rhabditidae.
AUGUCUGAGAAAAGAUUUGAUGACGACGACUACUCAAUUGUUUCGGCAACUCAUCAUUUGAGAAAAGGGAUGCCUACUGUCGAAGAAGUACUUAGAGCUCAAGGAAGACGACUUACGAAUGAAGAACUAAAUUAUAUGCUCUCGAUAAACGCUAUUCCGUCGAUAAUAACUCAGGAUAUGACUCCUGUUCUCCACAAAAUAACACGCGGUAAUGAAGACUUUUACGUUCUUAUGGUCGAUGAACCCCCUUGCAGUUGUCGAAGAAUGGGAGGGAAGAAAGAAAAAUGCGACAAGCAUAAAAACCAGAAAAAGGAACCGAAAAAAGACAGUGGCUCAACGAACAGAAGUACGAUACCCGAUAUUAACUGCGUCCCUCAAGGAGCUGAGAAUUUUGCAAUUCCUAAGAGAGACAAUCUCUCUUGUAAAGAAAACAAGAUAGAGAACCUCCCUAUCAUAGAAACAAAAAUUGACAAUCUCGCUAUCAAAGAGAAUAGAAAAGAGAAUCUCUCUAGUGUCUAUGUUGCUGGUGGUGGUCAGAAUACACAGAAACAUAUGCAACAGAACCGAUUUGAUGAAAAUCAGAGCACUCCGAAGAGGGAUAAUCUGUCGAGUGUUUAUGUUGCUGCUGGUGGUCAGAAUACACCAAGACCGCCUUUCAAAAAGCAACCUGACGAUAAGAACUCUGAGAAGAAAAGUUCCAAUAUCAACAGUAUUUAUAUGAAAAAUAAUUUCUAA